CAGUUGUUCAACAUAGAAGAGCACUUUUCGGGGCACUGAUGUCAAGGAUAGGAAGCAAUACUUCAUUACCAUCAAUUUUAAUGCAUGAUCAGGAUUCCGCAACCCAAAUAGUGAAUACUAAUAAUUUAUCAGAAAAUAAUCAUGUUGCUCAAAUUUCUCCCUUAAAAUUAACUCCAGUAAAAACAACUAUUACAGAAUGCAAUUUAGAAGUAAAAGGAAAUGACACAUCUUCUGAAGCACAAAAUUAUACGCGCACUACAAAGAGCAAUAAAGUACAAUAUGCAGAAAUCGUUUCAACUAUUAGUACACUUUAUGCAAAGUUAUUAAUAGUCGUGGGAGUUGCCAUUCCAGUAACAGCAAGUGUUAGUCAAAAGGUACCUCCUAUAUUAGCACAGGGAUUUUACAUCUACCUUUACAUGGUUAGUGUUAUUUUCCUCAUUACUUUGUACAUAAGCCUACUGAGAGAGAAGGCUGUGAAAAAUUUGCUCGAAAAACAUGUCAAACGAGAUGGAAUAUUUCUCGGAGAAGAUUACAAAGAAGCCACCAAAAAUGUAUUUCAUCGUCGUCAAGCUCAGCAAUACGGGAGCUUCUGUUUGCGACUGGGCACAGUUGGUUUUGGAGCAGGGUCGUUAGUGUUUACAGGAUUGCAAAUUGGUGCGGAAAUAGCAUCCGAACCAUUCAGAGCUAUUACCCCUGCGGCGAGGCUUCUACUGGUCAUGGCUCAGAUGCACUUUAUAUUUUUGAAUAGCAAAAACUUGGAGCUAACAAAACAUGGGGCCCUUGCCAAAUUGGGUCUGAUGCACAUGAUUGCCACGAAUCUUUGCGAAUGGCUGCAGGCUCUGGUAGAGGAAACGCAGCAUGAGAUCGCCCAAUUGGAACACGCGCACGAGGGUGACGACGGUAUCCUAAAAACCCUUCUCAGGGAUGCGAGCCCUUUCCUAUUUCCAUGCACGAUCGAGUUCAGUCUGAUCUGCGCGGUGAUCCUCUUUGAAAUGUGGAAGCGAGUGGACAAAAGAGUUACUGCCAAACACGAAUUUUCAUCCAGGUCCCUUCAUCAUCUCAGCAUUGACUGUGGAAGUGCACACAGAGGUCUGUUUGGUGGCAUUCUGAUAAUGGCAGCAACUGUACUGAGCCUCAUCAUGUUUUUCGUACUGAAGGAUUCGAAACCAAAGAUAGCUAUUCAGCAAGUUACAGCACUUGAAAUAGCGAUACAGAUCUCAGGUGCUUUAGCCGCUGUUGGUGCAGCUCUCAAGUUAAGAAAUCUGGAGCACAAGAACACGAAGCCUCCGCGACUAGACGCCACUUUAUUAGCAGCAGCUCAAGCUGGAGUCUAUCUGCACAGCUUCUUUGGCGCUGUCGGAGGGAUCCUCACGCGAGGGCCUAUAUGGGGCCUCCUUCUGGGCUUGGACUUCCUCGCUCUACUUCAAAGUACCAUGCAAACUUUGCUCAUCAAGAUCGCCUGGAGAAGAAGGUCGGCGACGAAAGAGAAACCGGGCAAGGAGUUGAUUACGUUCUUGAUUGUCGUCAACAUCGCACUCUGGACAGUCAACACAUUUGAAAAAUCAAAAGCAGGUGUGAGGCCUGAUCAUUUGAAAUUUUUUGGUGUUUGGGCCUGGACAAUCAUUAUUCAUGUUUCAAUGCCUUUAGCUAUAUUCUACAGAUUUCAUUCCGCCAUUUGUCUUUUUGAAGUUUGGAAAAGUUGUUACAAGUACAGGCCUUUUGGCAGUCACAAUCAUUGUGAAAUUGGGGAUCCUACUGCUGCCCCGGAGACAAUCUUCACAGAAGAUCCGUUUAUGAAUAUUCUGAAAAAAGUUCAUAAUGAAAGUAUUGGACACAUGGAUAAGCUCGUGAACACAUUACGUUCUAAUAUUGAGGCUACAGUUACAGAUUUGAAGCAAAAAGGAGUAAAUAAAAGCUUUGACUACUGUUGGGAUCAAUUUAGCAGAUUUGCUGAGAUCCAACAGAAGGCACUUAAUACAAUGAAAACCCAGUGUUAUGAUAAAGCAGCUGUAAAUCGUGAAACAAAGUUUGUAGAAACGUGCUAUAGUCUUCAAGUUAAAUCAUUCGAACGCCAGGAAAUAGGACAUCGUAGAUAUGCUAAGUUGUGCAUUUAUAAUAACCUCGAAUAUUUGGGUAAAAAAAGAGAUUCAUUAUAUCAUGUUACAUGGUGA
Belonocnema kinseyi is the source of this 2171-nucleotide messenger RNA. RefSeq names its product proton channel OtopLc-like. Gene Ontology annotation, molecular function: proton channel activity. Gene Ontology annotation, biological process: proton transmembrane transport. Bases 39 to 2171 code for a protein of 710 amino acids. Lineage: Eukaryota; Metazoa; Arthropoda; Insecta; Hymenoptera; Cynipidae. The record is from RefSeq and is a predicted model, not a curated record. Gene Ontology annotation, cellular component: membrane. The transcript has 14 exons.